CGAGAAGGGUCUCGAUGCAUUGCUAUAUUCUGCUUAGCAUCUCAGCGCCAUGUUUUCGUGGCAAUAUUUUUCCAUAUGAGAGUAUAAAAUAAACUGAACGACUUCGGUUGUUCACCUGCAUUGCGAAAUGUCUGCGCUAAGCUCCUCUUCCAGCAAACUGAAUGUAUUGGUCAACCGGCUUCAUGAGUACUUGGCUCAUUCCAACACUGAUGACGACAAUGACAUGUCUGAGGAUUCCAGUGAUCGGACAAAGAAACACUGCUCUGUGGGAAACUCUUUAAGUCAUUCCACUGCAGAGGCAUGUCUGGAUAGUAGAUACUCCAGAAGGAAACCUUCGGUUGUCAUAAAACACUCAGGCCUGGACGAAUCUGGAGACUCAAAUGCAAGCGAGGACUUUGAAUUUCCUGUCAGUUCUAAUGGUCACAUUGAUGUCACUAGGCUGCCUAAAGGCACAGUGCUGGUCAGACCUGAACCAGUGGACAUUAUGAGAGAUGACUUCAGAGGUCCAGAGUUUCGCAGCCGGAAACCCAACGUACUGCGGAAAGAGUUCUCAAGGAGACGUGGAGGAGAGCAACCUGUGGGAAUUGUGUGUUGUACUGCGUGUGGCCGRCAAGUUAACCACUUCCGGAAGGAUUCACUUUAUCGACAUCCAGUUCUGAAAGUACUUAUUUGCAAGGCUUGUUACAAUUAUUAUUCAAGUGAUGACAUCAGCAAGGACGGAGAUGGAAUGGACGAGCAGUGCAGAUGGUGUGCUGAAGGUGGAAACUUAAUCUGUUGUGACUACUGCAGCAAUGCUUUCUGCAAGAAAUGCAUUCUGAGAAACCUGGGGAGGAAGGAACUAUCUGGCAUCCUGGAGAGCAAGUGGUACUGUUACGUGUGCAGUCCAGAGCCUCUUUUUGACCUGGUGAUGGCUUGCGACAGCGUUCUAGAGAACAUAGAUCGCCUAUGGUGUCAACAGAGAAAGAAGAACCGAGUUGAGCCGGGUAAAGCACAACUGUACCACAUGUCGCCACACCUGCCGCAGAAUAUUUCUYUGGAUAAAUGGGAUCACAGUGGAAUGGAUGGAAAUGUGGUCUUCAACUACAACACUCUGCAAGUUUCCAAGGACAUUACCAAAAAGGCCAAACAUCUGGUGGACUCGACAAAUACCUUAAACAAAACAUUUCUURGUUUAAUUCAAGAAAUAACAACAUCAAAGAAAACACCAGGAGUUCGCAUUAUGUAUUUGAAGUCAUUUGUGGCAGUUGUUAAAGGCUUGCGGAAGUCUCUCGCAGCCCUGGAGGACAGCUUAAAGGAAGAAUUUAGUGACUUGAAUCUGUUGUGCAACUGGGAAAAGCUGUUCAGCAAUGAUACUGAAUCUGAUGUAGCAGCAGGAGAUGUUGAGCUGGAUAUCUCUGAUGGAAGAUGCUUGCGYGAAUUGCAGAAACUGGCAACGGAGCAUUUUGAAGAUAAUGAUUCUGACUGCAAGGGAAACGUACACAGGCCUACUUCGACUGACUGCUCCAGGAAGAACAUGGAUGCAGAUUUGAAAGAAGCUAGAUGUCGAGCACAAAAGAUCGGUCUGAAYCCUUCUGCAAAUCAAGCUGAUGUGGUUAAAAAACUGGUAGUACAGCUUACACCUGUAGCCAUGGAGCAGGAGCCGUYGUCGCAUGCUCCAAAGUUAGAGGAGGAUUUCCAGAAGGAAAAUAAAGCAAAGGGAGAACAUGCAUCAGAAGCUGAGGAAACUAGGGCUUUAAGUCCUAAAGCUGACAGCAARAUGAGCAGUGACUGCUCAAGUGCUCCUCUCUUCCUAGAAGAGGAACAAGGCAAUAGACGAUCUCCUCGUGUGAAGACGACUCCUCUGCGCCGACCAAGUGACGUCAAGGCCAAAACUCCUCUUUCUGCAGGCGACAGUGACAGCGACUCCGAAGCUGAGGGGACGCCGGACACAGUAACAGCRACAAACAAAGAACAAAAUUUGAUUGGAGAAAGAGACGACUCUGAUUCGGAUGAGGUCCCUGCUGCCCUGCUCGAACGAGCUGCUAUGCCGCAAAGCUCAGACGAACCUCAGAGUGAUGAUGAAAGGGGUCAAGCAUCGUCAAACAAAGUGGCCAAGAAAUGUCUGUUUUGGCUCACCAAGAACAGCCCCAUGUCACCAGAGAAGAUGCGGCGAAAGCGCAAGUUGCUCGACCGCUCCUCUGAGUCCGAAUCAAGCAACAGGCUGAUCAUAAACACGCAGCAGGAAAGUGAGACGGAUUCCUCCAGCGACGAAGACUCCCAGAAGAAAAUACAACACUUGAGUACAGUGAGGUCAAUAGGGAAGCCUCACCUUGUCAAAAGAGAAGAGGAAGGUGUGACUAGAAAGCAGAGAAGACUGCAAGCUGGCAAGUCUAAAGCAGAACCUCAUCAGGAAGCAUCUGAUUCUUCAUCCUCAUUUAGCGAUGAUGACGAUGACUCUGKGAGUGAUGGAAGUGUUCAGAAGAUGAAGCCGAUCACAGAAAACGUGUCCUCACUUGGACUAGCAGCAUUCCACCAAUCAUCAGGGGAUGAAGAGCUGUCCGGGCCCUCAUGGGCAGCAGAAGAUGAUGAUGAUCCAGAAAAUAGAAUCGCUAAGAAAAUGCUGUUGGCCCAAAUUAAAGCCAACUUCUCCUCGGAUGGUGACAUUUCUUCGGAUGAUGAAACAAAGGAGGAUGAGUCUGAGUCAGAAGUCGAUGACGACAAACAAGGUGAUGAAGAUAAUGAAACGAAUCAAAACGGAGAGGAAAUUGCUUCAGAAUCAUCAGAUAGUGCGUCUGACGACCCCAAACUCAGACACCAUCUUCUCCGCCACAAACUCACAUUAGACAAGGAAACAACAGGCAACAAGGCAGAGCCUGAAAAUGAAGCAGGACAGCAGAAAACUCAAAGAAAAGCAAAGAGGAAACAGCUGUUUUCUGAUUGUGAAAAUAGUGCAAACAGUUGUGAAGAUGGAAUGAGCGAGGAGCUGAGCGAGUCAGAGGUUGAGACUGAUGAAUGUGAACUGCAGAGCCUUAAUUCAGAAACAAAUGAAGACGAAGCGACGUCUAGUCACAGAGAGAAGAAUGAAGUGCAGUGCAUUUGGCUGUCUGACACCAGCAGUGAGCAGAGUAACAAAGAGGAUUCAAAUGAGGGAGAAAACAGCCAAACCAAGGGMACCCCAAAAGGCCGCAAAAAGAUCCGUAAAAUUAUGGAGGACGAGGACCUGCGUGCUGAGACCCAGGAAGCCCUCAAGGAGGAGGAGGAGAGACGCAAGCGUUUGGCUAGCAGAGACCAACAGAUGGAGGACAGGAAAGAGGUAAUAGGGGAUGAGGAAUCUCAGUCUUGUCUUGUCACGACCAAGCUGGUCCUGGAUAAGGAUGAGGAGACCAAGAUGCCACUUGUUCAGGUGCACAGGAACCUGGUUACACAGCUGAAACCUCACCAGGUGGACGGUGUCCAGUUCAUCUGGGACAGCUGCUGUGAGUCUGUGAGGAAGGCCAACUCCUCUCCUGGAUCUGGCUGCAUUCUGGCACACUGCAUGGGACUGGGAAAGACUCUGCAGGUGGUAGCAUUUCUUCAUACGGUGCUGCUCUCAUCAAAGCUGAACUUCAAAACAGCCUUGGUCGUGUGUCCGCUUAAUACCAUCCUCAACUGGGUCAGUGAGUUCAAGAAAUGGCAAGACAACAUAGAAGAUGAUAAAGUCAAGGUUACCGAGGUGGCUACGUUAAAGACUCUCCCGGAGCGACUCAGCGCUCUGCGGAAGUGGCAGAGAAACGGAGGUGUGCUGAUAAUCGGGUACGACAUGUACCGCAUCCUGUCUCAAGGCCAUAAAAUCGAAAACGACGAGGAGAAGGAAUUGUUAAAGAGCACAUUAGUGGAUCCAGGUCCGGACUUUGUGGUUUGUGACGAGGGGCACAUCCUUCGCAAUGAAGCCUCCAGGAUCUCCAAAGCUAUGAACACCAUCAAGACCCAAAGAAGGGUGGUGCUAACGGGUACACCACUUCAAAACAACCUUGUUGAGUACCACUGCAUGGUGAGUUUCAUCAAAAAGAAUCUGCUGGGCUCCCUGCACGAAUUUCGGAACCGCUUCAUUAACCCCAUCCAGAACGGCCAGUGUGCCGACUCCACUCCGAAAGAUGUCAGGGUCAUGAAGAAGAGGGCACACGUGCUUCAUGAAGUGUUGGCUGGUUGUGUGCAGAGAAGAGAUUACUCUGAGUUGACUCAGUUUCUGCCUCCCAAACACGAGUAUGUGCUGACAGUGAGGAUCACCCCCCUUCAGUACAAAUUAUACCGUCACUACCUCGACUGCGUCUCAGCUGGGGGAGCUGAAGUUAGCACAACAAAGGUGAGGACCGGUGCAAACCUCUUUAAAGAUUUCCAGAUUCUUGGCCGAAUCUGGACUCACCCGUGGUGCCUUAAGCUCAGCGACCUCAGCAAAGAAAACAAGCAGAGACAUUUGGAUGAGAGGAAUCAAUUUAAGGCAGCAGCUCAGCUGAUGAAUGUAGAGACGAUUGUGGCUAAGAGCAGACUCAAAGACGAAGGAAAAGUAGUGACCAACAGCGAAAACGGCACAAUGACUGUCGAUGCCCCCAAAGAUGAACGAGUGGUUGAAGGGAGGAAAUCAGCAAACAGUUUGAAUUCUCAGACAGCAGGUAAGGCCUGGUACAAGAACUUUCUGUCGGAAAGCGAUUCUAAAAUCCUGGAACAUUCGGGGAAAAUGAUGCUGUUAUUCGAGAUCCUUCAAAUGGCCCAAGACCUGGAGGAUAAAGUGCUCGUCUUCAGUCAGUCUUUAAUCACGUUGAACCUAAUUGAGGCUUUCCUUGCGGCUUCUCACCGUGCCAGAGACCCAUCAAAAUUAGCGGGCAGCUGGAUUAAGAAUGUAGAUUAUUAUCGGCUGGACGGCUCCACCACCGCUCCGUUGAGGAAGAGAUGGGCAGAGAAGUUCAACAACACUGCCAACGUUCGUGGCAGGUUGUUUCUCAUCUCAACAAGAGCCGGGUCGCUCGGCAUCAACCUCGUUGCCGCCAACAGGGUCAUCAUCUUUGACGCGUCUUGGAAUCCAUCGUAUGACAUACAGAGCAUUUACAGAGUGUAUCGCUUCGGUCAGCUCAAACAGGUGUUUGUGUACCGCUUCUUGGCGCAGGGCACGAUGGAGGAGAAGAUCUAUGACCGACAGGUGACCAAACAGUCCCUGUCCUCCCGCGUGGUAGAUCAGCAGCAGAUUGAGAGACACUUCACUCUGAAUGAGCUGACUGAACUCUACACAUUUGAACCAGAUCUGCUCGAUGACCCGAACUCCAAGAAGAGCAGGCGGCCCACACCUAUUUUACCGAAGGACAGUAUCCUGGCACAGCUGUUGCAAACCUGUAAAGAUCAGAUCAUAUCCUACCACGAGCACGAGUCUCUGCUGGACCAUAAAGAAGAGGAGGAGCUCAGCGAGGCGGAGCGCAGAGCUGCGUGGGCUGAGUUUGAAGCCGAGUCAAACACAGCCAGCCUCCCAGUCAGCUCCCCCAAAGACUCUUUGGAUAAACACACUAAUGAAAAGCUGCUGCAAAUGUUGAACAAAUGCAGAGCACAAGUUUCGCUUGCGUUCUCGACUCUGCAGAAGAUGAGGUCUUACACUAUUGAGGAGUACAAGCAACGACUGCAACAACAGUAUCCUCUYCUGCCGGAGCUGGAGCUGCAGAUGAAGGCUGGGUACUGGAAACAGUGUGACGAUAAGAGGCGAGACGUUACCCAAGCCUAUUACCAAGAGGCUCUGACGCAGCAACAAUCACUCACACUCAGAAUUCAGGCCCUCCUCAACAAGCGAAGGAAACUUGUGAUUCCCACAAAUGUCAGGACUACAACCCAGCCUGGACAGACGGGAUAAAAGUUUAAGCCUUAAUGUAAAACAUAUGUUUACAGUAAAGUGGCCUUAUUUAGUCUCUGCUGCAUUAGAGAAAGAUGUCACAUGAUAGUUUUUGUUGUUCUGUGCACUUUAUUAAUAGAUACGAGAAAAACAGUACACAGAUUGUUUUUAUUGCUGCAUUUCUUUGAUACCUAACAUGUUUGCAACUGAAUUAAUAUGUUCUGUUUUUCUAAUAAAUUAAUCUGGAGCAUAA
Molecule: messenger RNA, 6080 nt
Organism: Austrofundulus limnaeus
Lineage: Eukaryota; Metazoa; Chordata; Actinopteri; Cyprinodontiformes; Rivulidae
Product: transcriptional regulator ATRX
Exons: 35
Coding region: 128-5848 (1906 amino acids)
Cellular component (GO): nucleus
Molecular function (GO): ATP hydrolysis activity; ATP binding
Source: RefSeq, a predicted model, not a curated record